GACGAAUCUGAAGGGAAAAAAGUUGAAAAACAACAAAACAAACAAACAUCAGAGAAGAAGAAAGAUCAACAACAUGGCGGCGGGCGGAGGACCGGCUGUAACAGCGAGCUGUGUGUAAACAUCAGGCCGGCCUGAGAGCGUCUAUUCGCGGGGAGACCGCAUGAAGCAGCCCGGGCUGCGAGGCGAGCAUCAAGGCCGCUGAGACCGUCAACACCCGCAGAGCCAUGACAGAUGCAGCCGGAGAGUCCGAGCGGAGCGGCCGGGGGCAGGCUCCGGGAGGAGACGGUCGGUCCCCGGCUCCAGGAGGAGGAGACGGUCGGUCCCCGGCUCCGGGAGGGGACGGUCGGUCUCCGGGUCCGGGAGGCGGCGGUCGGUCUCCGGGUCCGGGAGGCGGCGGUCGGUCCCCGGCUCCGGGAGGAGGCAGUUGGAAGAGACAUAUCGUCCGUCAGCUGAAGCACCGAGACCUGAACCAGCACGACAUGUUCCAGGACCUGAUCCGCUUCUACACUCAGCUGCUUCAGAGAACCUGUCUGACUAAAGGCAUCCUGAGCUGCUCUGUCAGACAGCCCUCCUGUGACAGCAGCAGCAGCUCCAUCUCCUCUCUGCUCCUCCAGAACGACCAGCUGAAGAAGACGACAGGCGAGUUGGCCUAUCAGCUGCUGGAGCUGCAGCAGCAGAUUCAAAUCAAACAAUGUGUCCUGGAGGAGCAGCGAGCCAGGCUCGGCGAGGAAGAGCGUCGGCUGGCGGGUGCGUUCGAUGUCCGUCAGGAGCUGCAGGGGCGGGUGGAGCGGGUUCAGGAAGAGAACGGGGCAUUGAAGACGGAGUACGACGCCCUGCUGGAGCGACAGAGACGGGCCGAGUCGAGUCUGAGGGAGGAGAAGGUGAAAGAAGGACACCUGCUGGAAGACAUGAUCCACCUGAAACAACAAGCCGCCGCUCGCAUGAACAGCCGCAACGAGAGACGCUCCAGAGCUCGAGAAGCUAACCUGCGGAAAGAGCUGCAGACGGCUGCCAGGUCAAAGGUCACCAUCGACAGCUCGUCCAGCGCUCCGACCUCCAGAUCAACGUCUCCAAAGAACGAGUCCACCGAGAGACAACACACCCGCCUCUUCAGGUCAGCGUCAGCGACGUCACCGAGGAUCCUCAAGUCCAUCAAAGAGCUGUUUGACAGGAAGAGGCGGGGUCACUCUGUCUGCAGUCUGGAGGAGGAUCUGUUGUGUCCAGUAGGAAUCUGUCUGUCAGCCAGAGUCCCUGUUAGAGCUCUGCAAGUCCUGGAGGCCCAUGAGCAAGGCAUUAACGCUGUGAGGUUCAGCCGCAGCUCGGACCUGCUGGCCACCGGAGGAACAGACCGAGUCAUCAAACUGUGGGAGGUCCGAGCAGGCUUGCUGACCCACAGAGCGACUCUGGACGGCAGCACAGAGGGCAUCACCUGCGUCGAGUUUGACCCAACAGGUUUGAGGAUCCUCGCUGCGUCAUACGAUAAGUCAGCUUUGUUGUGGCGCCUGGAUGACUCUGUUCCCAAGCUGACUCUGACAGGUCACAGCAGGAAGGUGACGGCAGCGAGGUUCAGUGGUCUUCAUCAGGUGGUGACGGGCAGCGCAGACAGAACCAUCAGACUAUGGGACCUUCAGAGAGCUGCCUGUGUCCAGGAAGUUGAAGUGGCGUCGUACUGCAGUGACCUGGUCUGCUCUGAAAACUGCAUCAUCAGCGGACACUACGACUCCAAGAUCAGAGUCUGGGACACCAGGACUGUCAGCUGCGUUCAGGAGCUUCCCGCUCAGGGUAAAGUCACGUCAUUGGACAUCAGCUCCGACCAGCGCCAGCUGCUCAGCUGUUGCCGUGACGACUGCCUCCAGCUGGUCGACCUGAGGAGGCGGAGCAAUGACCGCAUGUGCUUCAGAGCUGACGGCUUUAAAUGUGGCAGCGACAGCACCAAAGCUGUGAUCAGUCCAGACGGCUGCUUCCUGGCGGCCGGAUCAGCAGACGGCACCGUCUACAUCUGGAACGUCACCAACGGCAACCUGGAGACACGCCUACUAGACAAACACAGCUCGUCCAUCAGCGCCGUGUCCUGGUCUCUGUCCGGCGAGUAUGUCGUCAGCGUGGACAAGAGUAGGCGGGCCGUCCUCUGGAGUGACAUCUGAAACAGCCGAUCCACGAGUUCAUGUUGUCAUGGCAACACCUCAGACAACACGCCUCACCCGGCCACAAAAAACUGAUGUGAGAGCAGCGUGUUAAAGGGAACAUUUUACAUUUGUUUUAUGAGUUUGAUGGACUAAAGGGAUGAAGAAUUUUCCUGCCUGCUGAAUUUGAACAGGUUUAUUUAACAUUAACAGAGAUUAACAAGUUUUUUACCAACUUUAAGCUUCUUGCACUGAAUCAUCAACAAACAAAGCAAAACUGCAGCAAAAACAUGGAUACUAAUCCGCUAGCUGAUAUUAGCAUUUUGCUCAAAACACAGCUGUGCAUAAACACAGACUCGUCUUCCUGUAGAGAGAAAACAUGGCUGCCGUCUGCAGAUAUUGCAAAAAAAAAAGAUCAUUUUAAAAACGUAACCCAGGUUUUUUCAGAAUCAUCCAAUAUCAACAGUUUUUUCUGGGAUUCCAGUCAUCAGGCAUCAUCAUCUAUUGAUUAUUGGGGGCAAUAAAAUAAAACCAUCAAUCAACAAAACAGGAAACGACUCCCGCCGCCAUCUGCUCUCUGCAUGUGAUAUAAAAGAACAAAGAUGUAAAAUGAUAAAAACUCACAAAUUAACAAUAAAAGAAGCUUUAAAAGAA
Molecule: messenger RNA, 2777 nt
Organism: Thunnus maccoyii (southern bluefin tuna)
Lineage: Eukaryota; Metazoa; Chordata; Actinopteri; Scombriformes; Scombridae
Gene: atg16l2
Product: protein Atg16l2
Exons: 19
Coding region: 225-2144 (639 amino acids)
Biological process (GO): negative stranded viral RNA replication; autophagosome assembly
Cellular component (GO): autophagosome membrane
Molecular function (GO): protein binding
Source: RefSeq, a predicted model, not a curated record